Messenger RNA from Melanotaenia boesemani (Boeseman's rainbowfish), 3673 nucleotides. It is a transcript of the gene ddx46, whose product is annotated as DEAD (Asp-Glu-Ala-Asp) box polypeptide 46. Bases 110 to 3292 code for a protein of 1060 amino acids. Gene Ontology annotation, cellular component: nucleus. Gene Ontology annotation, biological process: mRNA splicing, via spliceosome. Gene Ontology annotation, molecular function: ATP binding; nucleic acid binding; RNA helicase activity. The transcript has 23 exons. NCBI's taxonomy places the organism in Eukaryota, Metazoa, Chordata, Actinopteri, Atheriniformes, Melanotaeniidae. The record is from RefSeq and is a predicted model, not a curated record.
GCAUGUUUCUUUCGUAGGUGCAACGACACAUACAGACUUUCAGACGUUGCUGCUGUGUGCUAACUACUUUUUGUCUUUUUUUUGCUAUAUUUAACUUCGUGGGGUCGGGAUGGGUCGUGAAUCGAGACAUUACAGAAAGCGUUCGGCGUCUCGGGGGCGGUCAGGCAGCCGAUCAAAAAGUCGCUCCCCGGAUAAACGCUCCAAAAAAGACGACCGAGAUCGAAGCAGGAGAGAGAGGUCGCGGAGCCGGGACCGCCGGAGGUCUCGAUCCAGGGACAGAAAACGAGCCAGGCGCUCCAGGAGCAGAGAGAGGAGGAGGACCAGAAGCCGUGACAGAAAGAGGUCAGGCAGCAGGAGCCGAGCCCGCAGAUCCCGAUCCGGCAGUCCAGCAAAGAGCAAGAAAACUGAUGAAAAGGCGAAGAGCAAAGAAAAAGACUGCCUCGAUCCUGUGUCUGAGAAGAAAAAGAUUAAAGAGGAGAAAGAAGAUGAGAAGGUUGAGGAUCAAGACUUUGACCAGAACAAACUGGAGGAGGAAAUGAGGAAGAGGAAGGAGCGAGUGGAGAAAUGGAGAGAAGAGCAGAGGAAGAAGGCUAUUGAAAAUAUUGGCGAGAUCAAGAAAGAACUUGAGGAGAUGAAACAGGGCAAGAAAUGGAGCCUUGAGGAUGAUGAUGAUGAUGAUGAAGAUGGUUCAGCUUUGAUGGAGGGAGACGACGAUGAUGAUGGGGAUGUGAAAGGGGAAGGCAAAGAGCAGGAUAUGAAGGAGGAGGAGAAAGAGGAAGGGAAGAAGGAGGAGACUCCCAUGGAGCAGCAGGCAGAAGAGGACGAAGUGGAUCCUCUGGACGCCUACAUGGAGGAGGUCAAACAGGAGGUGAAGAAGUUCAACAUGGGAGCCAUGAAAGGAAACGAUAAGAAAGGACAAAUGACAGUAACCAAAGUGGUGACAGUUGUUAAAACCAAAAAAGGACCCCACACGCACAAGAAGAAGGGUGAGCUGAUGGAAAAUGAUCAGGAUGCAAUGGAGUACUCAUCAGAGGAGGAGGAGGUUGACCUGCAGACAGCUCUGACAGGCUUCCAGACCAAACAGAGGAAGAUCCUGGAGCCUGUUGACCAUGGGAAGAUCCAAUAUGAGUCAUACCGCAAAAACUUUUAUGUGGAGGUGCCUGAACUGGCCAAGAUGACAACAGAGGAAGUGAAUGCACACAGGCUUGAACUGGAAGGCAUUACCGUCAAAGGGAAGGGUUGUCCCAAACCCAUCAAGACUUGGGUACAGUGUGGGGUGUCAAUGAAGAUCCUCAGUGCUCUGAAGAAGCACAGCUAUGAAAAACCCACGCCCAUCCAGGCUCAGGCCAUCCCUGCCAUCAUGUCGGGCCGAGAUCUCAUCGGGAUUGCUAAGACCGGCAGUGGAAAAACCAUAGCGUUCCUGCUGCCCAUGUUUCGACACAUCAUGGAUCAGAGACCCCUGGAGGAGUCAGAGGGACCCAUCUCUGUAAUCAUGACUCCGACCAGAGAGCUGGCUCUGCAGAUCACAAAGGAGUGCAAGAAGUUUUCCAAAGCACUGGGACUCAGGGUGGUUUGUGUUUAUGGUGGCACAGGCAUCAGCGAGCAGAUUGCUGAGCUGAAGAGAGGAGCUGAGAUCAUUGUGUGCACCCCAGGAAGAAUGAUUGACAUGUUGGGGGCCAACAGCGGCCGGGUAACCAACCUGCGCAGAGUUACAUACGUGGUGUUGGAUGAAGCAGACAGGAUGUUUGACAUGGGCUUCGAGCCACAGGUGAUGCGUAUUGUGGACAACGUACGUCCCGACCGUCAGACGGUCAUGUUCUCAGCUACCUUCCCCAGAGCCAUGGAGGCCCUGGCUCGCAGGAUCCUUUCGAAACCCAUUGAGGUGCAGGUGGGAGGUCGCAGCGUCGUCUGCUCUGAUGUGGAGCAACAUGUGCUGGUGAUUGAUGAGGAUAAAAAGUUCCUGAAGCUGCUGGAGAUUUUGGGACACUACCAAGAGAAGGGAUCUGUCAUAAUCUUUGUGGAUAAACAGGAGCAUGCAGAUGGACUGCUCAAAGACCUGAUGAAAGCAUCGUACCCCUGCCUAUCUUUACAUGGAGGCAUUGAUCAGUACGACAGAGACAGCAUCAUCAAUGAUUUCAAGAACGGAGUAUGUCGUCUGAUGGUGGCCACCUCUGUGGCAGCUAGAGGUCUGGAUGUGAAGCAGUUGAUCCUGGUGGUCAACUACAGCUGUCCCAACCACUACGAGGACUACGUCCACAGGGCGGGACGCACAGGCAGAGCUGGCAACAAGGGCUAUGCUUACACUUUCAUCACUGAGGAUCAGGUUCGCUACGCUGGUGAUAUCAUCAAGGCCUUGGAGCUAUCAGGAUCUCCCGUCCCUCCAGAACUGGAGCAGCUCUGGGGCUCCUUCAAAGACCAACAGAAAGCGGAGGGUAAGACCAUUAAGAGCAGCAGUGGCUUCUCAGGAAAAGGGUUCAAGUUUGACGAGACAGAGCAUGCCUUGGCUAAUGAGAGAAAGAAGCUGCAGAAAGCUGCUCUCGGAUUGCAGGACUCCGAUGACGAGGAUGGAGCCUUGGAUAUUGAGGAGCAAAUCGAAAGCAUGUUUAAUUCAAAGAAACGGGUGAAGGAUCUCUCUGCUCCUGGUGCGGCUGCUGGUCCAGCCGGAGCUGUUGCGGCUACAGCAGCUGCUCCUGGAGGACUGCCUGGAGUCACGCCUGCAUCUGCUGGAAACAUCCAGAAACUGGAAAUGGCCAAAAGGCUGGCUCUCAAGAUCAAUGCUCAGAAAAACUUGGGGGCUGAGGCUCAGGAUGUGAUGCAGCAGGCUACCAAUGCCAUCCUGCGUGGUGGGCCCAUCAGGACACCCUCUGUGUCAGCCAAGACCAUUGCAGAGCAGCUGGCUGAGAAGAUCAAUGCCAAGCUUAACUACACACCCGUGGAGAAGCUGGAGGAAGAGCGGCAGGCAGCCGAACAAGCUGAGACAGUCAGGAGAUAUGAAGAGGAGCUGGAGAUCAAUGACUUCCCUCAGACGGCCAGGUGGAAGGUGACAUCUAAAGAAGCUUUGCAAAGGAUCGGUGAAUACUCUGAGGCCGCCAUCACCAUCAGGGGAACCUAUUUCCCUCCAGGCAAAGAACCCAAAGAAGGAGAACGCAAGAUUUAUUUGGCUAUUGAGAGUGCAAAUGAACUGGCUGUGCAGAAAGCCAAAACAGAGAUUACCCGGCUAAUUAAGGAAGAGCUCAUCAGAUUACAAAAUUCUUAUCAGCCGACAAGCAAAGGCCGGUACAAAGUUUUGUAGAGGAGGACCCAAGACUCAAGAAAAGAGUUUCCAUUAUUCAACACCCCCUUGUCCCUGCAGUUUCACAAAUAUGUUGAGUAAUAUUUUAGUGUAUAUUUUAAUAAUGCUGUCUUUAAUUAUCUCAGUUUAUACUUCUCCCGACUGUACUUCACCUUUCUGUCCAGUGAUUUUUAUACUUGCAAAUACCAGCUAUCAAUGUUGUCAAAUCGGCCCAAUUCUACAUAUGCUAUCUGUGACGUUUUUGACUAUAAGGCUAAUUUUCUUUAAUGUUUUGGUUAGAUUUAUGUAAAGCAGCAGCAUUGUUUUUCAUGAAGAAACCAUCAGAUGAGAACUGUUUUUACUUUUCAUCUCAAUAAAACAAUGUGUUGUUUUAGAAAUACA